This is a messenger RNA of Alosa alosa (allis shad), 1618 nucleotides long. It is a transcript of the gene apoeb, whose product is annotated as apolipoprotein Eb. The coding region runs from base 67 to 894 and encodes 275 amino acids. Gene Ontology annotation, biological process: regulation of amyloid-beta clearance; cholesterol catabolic process; positive regulation of nitric-oxide synthase activity. The transcript has 5 exons. Gene Ontology annotation, cellular component: intermediate-density lipoprotein particle; extracellular region. Gene Ontology annotation, molecular function: lipid binding. The record is from RefSeq and is a predicted model, not a curated record. NCBI's taxonomy places the organism in Eukaryota, Metazoa, Chordata, Actinopteri, Clupeiformes, Clupeidae.
CUUGGAGAUUCGCUCUCAGAUCACGGAGGAACCCGGACUUCUCAGGUGUACUGUCUGUCAAUCAACAUGAGGGCUAUUGCAGUGAUCCUUGCUCUUGCGGUCAUUACUGGCUGCCAUGCUCGUGUCUUGCCCCAGGAGGAAAUCCAGGCCAAAUGGGAAGAAACUGUGGACCGUUUCUGGCAGCAGGUGUCCGAGCUGAACACCAAGGCUGACUUCAUGGUGGAGAACAUCAAGACCUCCCAGCUGGGAAGAGAGCUUGACACGCUGAUCUCUGACACCAUGGCUGAGCUGACCGUCUACAGGGAAGACCUGAAGAACAAGCUGGGCCCCUAUGCCACGGACGCCACCAGCCAGCUGACCCAGGACCUGCAGCUGCUCUCCAGCCGUCUCCAGGGCGACAUGAACGAGGCCAAGGAGCGCUCCCUCAACUACCUGGAGGAGCUCAAGACCAUGAUGGAGCAGAAUGCCAGUGACGUCCAGAGCCGCGUCAACAUCUAUACCCGCAAGCUGAAGAAGCGCCUGGACAAGGACACCGAGAUGAUCCGCAACACCGUCGCCACCUACCUGGAGGAACUCCAGUCCCGCGCCACCCAGAACGCCGACAGCGUGCGUGAGCGCCUGGAGCCCUACCUCACCCAGGUGCGUGACGGGGCCUCCCAGAGGCUCGGUUCCCUGUCCGAGAUGCUGCAGUCCCAGACCCAGCAGCUGAGCUCCCAGCUCGAGUCCCAGGCCGGGACCAUCAAGGAGGAGCUGGAGAAGACUGCCGCUGACCUCCGCACCACCCUGGAGGGCAAGAUCGAUGAGCUGUCCACUCUGGUGGAGCCCCUCACCGCCAAGCUCCGCGAGCAGGUCCAGGCCGUCAUGGACAAGAUCAAGGAGGUCUCCCCCCAAUGAACUUAACCAAACAUCUCAGCAACAACCAUGACAAGAGGGGGGCAGGGGGAGCGCUUUUAGUAUUGCCUCAGCUCUCCUGAUGUGGGGAAGGUGGGGAGAGGCUGAGGAACUCUUCUGUGCUUGGUACCAUUUUUUUUUACAGGGCAUAAGCCUUCACUUUUGUCUAUCUGUUUAACGACUGUUGCCCCAGCUAUCUCAGUAUUAACCUUGUCUGUCAGCAUACAAACUCUGUAAGUGCACAAGAGUGUCUCUGUUUGACCCCCCCAAGGAAAAGGCCAUUGGUGUAAACCGGUGUGCUUGUUCACCAUGUUCACCCUGGAUUGGGGUAUUUCACUAGUUUUUUUUCCACCAGGUUUGCCCUUAUAGGGCAAUAAGAGGACAUGUCAAUUAGAUGAAAAUCCCACAUUUCAACGUCAACCUAUACCUCCAGGAGAGACACCAAUUUGUGGUCUCGUUUCGUUUUGAGUGGGCUCAGAUGCAUUAUGUAUUUCAUCCAUGUAUUUGCACAAAUUUGUUUAACCAAAAUGGUAGAGUAGGCUGGAACUGCUUUUGUCUUCUGCAAAUGCACCACCCAGUGUAUGUCUGUGCUGUGUGUAUUUUUUGUAAGAUGUAACGUUAACACCCUUUGUGGCCCCACAUGCUGCCUUUUUAGUGCAUUUCCUGUGAUGAUGCAGGGUUACACCAUGCAAGCCCGAGCUUAACUAAUAAAAGCUUUUUAAACAUG